AUGACCCAAGUCCACCACCCGCCGAUACCCCCUAUAUACAGCGUUCAGCGUUUCGUGACGUUGGUUUCGUCUAUCGUAGUCGCGUUGGCUUCUGGGACUAAUUAUGUGAGUCCUCUUCUUGCAUUUGGGAACGUGCUUUUUUUGAUUGGGUUUGAAGCGUAUGGACCUCAACUCGCCAACCGACUUGGUAUAUCGCAUACCGAGCUCAACGUCGUCGCGCUCGCUGGAAACAUCGGCGUGUACAGCACGGGACCCAUCUGGGGCCGCAUCGUCGACAAACGCGGUCCGCGCAUCCUCCUCGCGUCCGCCUGCGCCUUUCUCCUCGCUGGAUACCUGGGAAUCAAGUUUAUGUAUGAUGCGGAGGAGGAGGGUGGCGAAGAGGAUACGAAGGAUGGGAUUCCGACGCUGGGCUUUGUGUUCCUUGCGCUGUGUUGUUUUUUGACGGGUGCGGGUGGAUGUGCUGGUCUUGCGGGUGCGGUUAAUUCGACUGCGAAGACGUUUCCUGAUCAGAUGAGAGCGACGACGACGGGUUUGGUCAUCUCUGGUUUUGGACUAUCGGCGUUUUUGUUCUCGACGGUUUCGCAGACUGUGUAUGCGGGGAAUACCUCUUCGUUCCUAAGCCUCCUUGCGUUUGGAACGUCUGUUCCGCUGUUUUUGGGUUUGUUUACUGUGAGGCCUAUUCCUCUACCCUCGCAUGACCCGUUGCUCGACCACGAAGAUGGUGAAGAUGACGAGGAGGAUGGUGGGUCUGGGUACCAUAGCGCGACGGAUGGCCCGGGGAGUCGCGCUCCCCUGCUCAACCACGACGAGAACGACGAAGACCACGUUUUCCAUCAGCGUAAUCAUAGCUACUCGGGUGCUGAAGGUACCUCGGCUCUUCCCAGCCCUAAACAACGAGCAGACGAGGGCGAUGUGGAGAUGAGUCCGCAACGGCUUGGUGGAGGUGACUCUGAUGUACAUGUUGACUCGGUGGGUGGAAGGAGGGGUAAUAGGAGUUUGAGUCGGGGUGCUGCGAUGACUUUGGACUUGUCGCCUAAUGUGCAUGGGUAUAAGCUGUGGAAGAGUUUGGAUUUUUAUUUGUUGUUUUGGAGUCUGUCGUUGUUGAGCGGAACUGGGCUUAUGUACAUCAAUAACGUGGGCUCGAUGUCUCAAGCUCUCUAUGCGUUCAAGAAUCCAUCCUACGACCGGGUCGAAGCUGCGAAAUGGCAAGCUAUGCAGGUGUCCGCGAUUAGUGUUAUGAACUGCCUUGGUCGAAUCUUCAUCGCCUCCCGUAUUGACCAUAUCGCCGACUUGUGGGUUGCGAGUUCUGUGCUUGGGUUGGGCUAUGGAGCUGUUUUUUCGUUGUUCCCGACUGUUUGUUUGGAGUGGUUUGGGAUGCCGCACUUUUCGGAGAACUGGGGAUUCCUCUCGAUGUCGCCUAUGUUCGCGGGCAACUUUUUCUCGCUUGUUUUUGGGUAUACGCUGGAUAAGAAUGAGGAUUUUGAGGAUGCGCCUGCGAGUGAUGAUGGGCUCCUUUCUCCUAGGUCGAUUGGAGUCUCUAUGGUUCGACGGGCGCUAGCUGCGGUACCGGCCCUUCUGCAUCGCGCUGCCCAGUCACCCGACUCCUUGCCACCGCCACCACUUCUCUCUUCCACCAACGCAACCACACCUGCCACUGCGAACCCGCAUCCCAACCCAAUCCAUAUUAGGUGCAGUAAAGGCCUGGAAUGUUAUAUCGAGUCGUUGUAUUUGACGAUGGGAGCUACGCUUUUGGCGAUUGGGUUGACUGUUUGGGCGAGUUGGAGGGAUCGGAGGAAGAUUGGGAGGGCUAUGGCUGGGAGGACUCGGGGUGGGAGGGGGUGA
Molecule: messenger RNA, 1842 nt
Organism: Coprinopsis cinerea okayama7#130
Lineage: Eukaryota; Fungi; Basidiomycota; Agaricomycetes; Agaricales; Psathyrellaceae
Exons: 8
Coding region: 1-1842 (613 amino acids)
Biological process (GO): transmembrane transport
Cellular component (GO): membrane
Molecular function (GO): transmembrane transporter activity
Source: RefSeq, a predicted model, not a curated record